GUAAUUUUGUAUUUUUACAGAUAAACAAUUUACAAUUUUGGCCCCACGGAACAACGCUUCGAUGCAGAUCCCGACUGAAAGGCUAAAAUCCCAUCCAGAUUCCGUUAAAAAACUCUUGUUGGACCAUGUUGUCCUCGGGCAGAGGCUGGACUUGGGGAUCGGUGCUGAUCUCAGUUUCACAACGCUCGGCGGGAGGACAGUAAACAUCAAGUCUAAGCCAGGUGGCUUGGUGGCAAACGGCGCAAAGGUUCAACAAGACAGAAUUGACGUUAUGAAUGGUCGAUUGAUUAUCCUCGAUAAUUAUCUAUUUCCUGAAGACAUUUCCGGAGAUCACAGCUUCCUUCAGGACAUGACUGAAGUUUUGUCUUUUCUCCAGGGAGGAGUAAGGGUAUUCCAACAUCUCUUGGCAAGAUCAAAUGUCACUAAAUUACUGGAAAAAGAUGAGUCAUAUACUGUUUUGGUACCAACGGAUCGAGCUUUCCAAAGAUGGCAUCCAAUUGACUGGGGUUUCUAUCCUUUCUCAGUGCCUGAGUUUACAGAAAGAGUACUUUCAAAUCAUUUUAUUAAAGGAAACAUUAAGCAAGAAACUCUUCCAAAUAAAUAUAAAGUUAAAACACUUGGAGGAGAAGAAAUUGAAUUUGUCAAAGCUGAUGGCAGGAUUAGUUCAAAUGGUGUCGAAUUGGUAAAAGGAGAUACUCCUGUGACAAAAGGGAAUAUUAUGUUUGUGACUGAAGUGCUCUUCGUUGACGAUGCUGUUGUAGGCAAAUUGCACGAAGAACACCGAGACAAAGAAACUCCACCACUUCUCGCUUUCCCUUGGUUUGGUUCUCAAUUUUUGAGUCAUACAUUUUUAUCGAUCGAGUCAAUGAAAGGUUUCUCUCAUAUAACAAGGUUUUUGAAUGUUGCUGAUCUUGUUCCUUAUAUCCCUGGAGCCGGAUACACAUUUUUUGUUCCGACAGAUGAAGCAUUCAAAAAACUUGGCCUUGAAAAUGCACCUGAUAAUUUACUGUCGAACAAAGAAGGAUUACAAGUUUUAUUGAGCCAUUUUGUGAAAGGAAGACUGUAUGAUAGAGAUAUUGUAGAUAAUACUACUCUUACAUCUUUGUCCAAUCGAACUCUUCACAUAACUAGGCGUAAAGGUACAAAUGGUACAGUUGAAGGAGCCAACAUAAUCGAAAAAGAAGUUUUUGUCUACAACCUCGGCACCAUGUUUUACAUCGAUAAUGUCAUUUUUGGAGAAGAAAUUCCAAAGCCACCUCCCAAACCGACAACGACCACCGAAGCCCCUGAAAUCACGACCAUGGAAGGGGAACAAACGACAAAAGACACAGAACUGACAGUCGAGUCAGGUACAUAUCCAGACAUACUCUUUGUCGAUUUAACCACAACAGUUAGCACAACCUUAGAAUCCAACGAACCAACAACAGGUCUUCCUGCUUAACCUUUCGGAGAAUCAAAGGAAGAAUCCUAAGAUUAAAAGAUGAUUAAAUUUCAGCAUGGUUAAGCUACAAAAAUAAUUAUAUCAACUUGGAUUUUAUAUCAUAAGUCCAAUAUUAGACUCAGUUUUUUAAUUGUUAAAUGUAAAACAUAGCUUUUUUGUGGUUUCAAAUUGUUGUGCUAUUAUUCACAAUUCCAUUAUUAUGUAAUUGAAAUUUUAGAAUGUCAUAAAACCUGUUAAUAGAAUCCAAAAUCAAACAUAUGUGUAUAUAUAUAAUAUAGAGUAUUAAUUAUUUCUAAUGAAGAUGAUUCAUUAUUUUGUAAAUAGGUACAAAAAUGUGUUAAGUUAUUACUAUCUAAAAAGUGUAAAAAAAAUUUUAAAAUAAAAAUUUAAUUAAAAAAUAUGACCUCGGAGUCAUUUUUAUCAAUAUAUUUGUGAUAAAUUACUAUAGAUGUUGUUAAUUUGUUUUUAUACAUUGAUUAUGAUUGUUCCCACCAAAAGAAAAAGUGUAUUAGUUUGUGAGUGAAUGUAUGCAGGACUUAUUUUUUAAAUAUAACAAUACAAACUUAG
This is a messenger RNA of Cimex lectularius (bed bug), 2008 nucleotides long. RefSeq names its product periostin. Lineage: Eukaryota; Metazoa; Arthropoda; Insecta; Hemiptera; Cimicidae. The coding region runs from base 62 to 1441 and encodes 459 amino acids. Gene Ontology annotation, biological process: extracellular matrix organization; cell adhesion. The record is from RefSeq and is a predicted model, not a curated record. The transcript is spliced from 6 exons. Gene Ontology annotation, molecular function: cell adhesion molecule binding. Gene Ontology annotation, cellular component: extracellular matrix.